AUGGAACGGAGACGCAAAGAUGCCUUACAAGCUAGCACCAACCUUACAAAUGCUCUGGUUGAUCAUCUAAAUGUUGGAGUAGCACAAGCUUAUCUGAACCAAAAACGUCUUGAUGGAGAGGCCCGACGCUUGGAGCAAAGUGCUGCUGUGCUCCAGAAGCAGACGCAGCAUUGGAUCACUCUGGUAAACGGUUUUUGUUCUGCUCUAAAACAAGUUGGAGACGUUGCGAGCUGGACUCAAGUCAUCCACAAAGACGUGGAACUGGUGGCAGCCACUCUACACCAUGCAUACACCACCACCUACACCAGCACUCACUCCACACCCCCUCCACCAACCAGGGCCAUCAAUGCUGCCGGUCUGAUGCCUGCCCAAGCCUCUACUUCGAGUGGCUCUGGAAUUGCGCUUGCUAGUGGAGUGACUGUUCCAGCUUCAACAAAUGUUGAAGCUAAAAAUAAGUGUGUUCAGAAACUAUCCAAGUCUCCUAGUGAACAAAAAGCUGAUAAGAAUAAUGAUGAACUAGAAGGAGCGUCUAGUUUAGGUCCUGACCUCCAUUCAUGUACAGAAACAAAUGUCUCUGAAGCAGCACCAGAAGGAGAUCACGCCAAACAAGAGGCAUCCUAAUUUGCCUCGAAACUUGCCAGAAAUCAGGCAACCGUUGACAACGGUUGAAUUUGUCAAUUUAACCGUUGCUCUUGGCAACGGUCGAAUGUUAUGCUAUUUAUUACUGAAGUUGCAUGAAGAAGCAUUAUCUUUUUGUGAUAAAGACGUUUAGUAGCGUAUAAAGAUCUUGUUGUUGUUCUGUUUUACUAUGUUCACUUUUCAAAUUGUAAGAGUUCAUUACUGUAGAAGUGUUAUGUUUGUCAUAGCAAUCAAAUGUACCUACCGUAGUAAACAUAUUUUAGUUAUAAAAGCUGUUGUCAUAUUUACAAGUAUCCCAAUAAAUAGGCUUGCAUCACUCACCAAUA
Molecule: messenger RNA, 965 nt
Organism: Hyalella azteca
Lineage: Eukaryota; Metazoa; Arthropoda; Malacostraca; Amphipoda; Hyalellidae
Gene: Blos1
Product: biogenesis of lysosome-related organelles complex 1 subunit 1
Exons: 4
Coding region: 1-621 (206 amino acids)
Biological process (GO): endosomal transport
Cellular component (GO): BLOC-1 complex
Source: RefSeq, a predicted model, not a curated record